This is a messenger RNA of Vittaforma corneae ATCC 50505, 1302 nucleotides long. RefSeq lists its product as uncharacterized. The transcript has a single exon. Gene Ontology annotation, biological process: pentose-phosphate shunt, oxidative branch; glucose metabolic process. The record is from RefSeq and is a predicted model, not a curated record. Gene Ontology annotation, molecular function: NADP binding; glucose-6-phosphate dehydrogenase activity. The coding region runs from base 1 to 1302 and encodes 433 amino acids. Lineage: Eukaryota; Fungi; Microsporidia; Nosematidae.
AUGAACAAAAUUAUCGUAUUUGGUGCUAGUGGAGACCUUGCCAAAAGGAAAAUAAUGCCUGCGAUAAGUAAAAUGUGUAGUAAAUCUAUAAAAGUAUACGGAUAUGCACGCUCAGAUUUAGUCAAAACAUAUUCACAAGAAAUCAAAAAAUUUUAUGACUAUUCAAUUAACACUGAUAUAAAGAGUUUUCCAGACAGGGUUACUUACAUCAAGGGUGAAUAUACGGAUCUAUCCCCACUGAAAGACGUUAUGGAUGAAAACACAGUAGCAUAUCUUUCUUUGCCACCACAUGUUUAUCCAUCAGUUCUAUUUGAGCUUUCAUCCUAUAAAGUUGGGAUAAUCUUGCUUGAAAAACCUUUUGGAACUGGCUUAGAAUCUUUCAAAGAUUUGCUAAAGUUUAAAAAUGAUAAAAUACAUUUCGUGGAUCAUUACCUUCUUAAGCCGAUGAUGAUUUCAAUCUAUGACAUUUAUGUGAAAACACCUAGCAUUUUUGCUUUUCUGAAUAAAACAAAUAUUCAAAGCGUAGAAUGUUUGUUCUUUGAAAGUAUUCUUGCGGAAGGCAGAGCCUAUUUUGACGACAACGGAAUGAUUAAAGACGUAAUGCAAAAUCAUCUUGUAGAAGUACUUGCAUCUAUUCUCUGUGAUCAUUCACAGGAAAUUCUUGAUGAAUCAAGAACAAGAUUUAUUAAAAGUAUUGAUAUUGACAAUGAAAGAUAUAUCUUUGGACAAUACAAAUCUUAUACAGAAGAACUUAAAAAACCAUCAAAAACAGAGACAUUUGCUGCAUUUAAAUGCAUUGUAAAAAACGAUACAUGGGAAAAUGUUCCCUUCUUUAUGGCGGGUGGUAAAGGAUUGAAAAAGAAGACCACCGAGAUUAAAUUUAAUAUUCGAAAAGGUAUAUUUUGCCAUAUACUCAACUUAAUCGCAAAUGAUGCUGAUAGAAAAGUGUUUAAUUCUAUAAAGGAUUCGGCCGUGUCUAUUUCUUUAGUUUUUAAUAUUGCUCCUGAAAAUGAAAUAUACCUAAAAAUUAAAACCCAAAAUGACAACAUUAAAAUUGUACUUUACACCUCGAAUGAAAUUAAAGAAAUCUCCAAAAUGAAAACAAAUAACAGGCAGGAUUAUGAAUUAAUUUUCCAAUGCAUGAUCAAUGGUGAUUACUUUCCAAGUGUUUCUUUUGAAGAAGCAGGUGAACUAUGGAGAGUAUUUGGGAAUAUUCUGAAUGCGCCAAAACCAUUAAUAUAUUAUGAACAAGGUGUUGAAAUGCCUGAAGAAGUCUAUGAAUUUUUCAAGGGAGUCGACUAA